This is a messenger RNA of Paramecium primaurelia, 4646 nucleotides long. Lineage: Eukaryota; Ciliophora; Oligohymenophorea; Peniculida; Parameciidae. The record is from the annotation of a GenBank genome assembly.
AUGGAUUUAUUUACUAAUUAAUUAUCACAUUUCGUUCAAGGCUCAUUAAUUUUUGAACAAUUUAUUUGGAACAUACCUCUUAUUCUAUUAUGUGGUUUAGGAAUAAUAAAUGAAAUACAAAAUAUAACAUACAUUACCAUAUAAACAUCUGAAAAAGUUUUCAGCAGUUCAUCUGAGAAAAAUAUUUUAACAUUAAUUUCAAGACCCAAUACUUAUUUAAGCAAUAGUGUGGUUCUCUCUUAUUUUAUAACCAGCUAUUUAUGUGUUUUUUUUAUAAGUUGCAUUAUAUUCAUAUAUAUAGUUAAAUUUAGAUCUACAGAUACAUUAUUGAAAUUAUAAUAAACAUUUAAUAAAAAUAAUAGCUAGAAGAUAUUAAUGUAAUACAUAAAUAUAUCAAUUAAUUUAAUAAAAUAUGGUUUCGGAAUGAUGGCGAUAGAAUUAUGUUUAUAAAAUAUCAAAUCAAAUUUAGAUGAUAUAUUUCAGAUCACAUUAAAUAUUAUAAAUAUUAUUACAAUUCUAAUAACUCUUAUAUUUUUAACAAACAUGUUCACUUAUAAUUGGGCUUUAGAUUUUAAGCGUGAACAUUUGUUAAUCAAUGACUCUUGUCUUACAUAUUAUAGAAUCUUUAUCAAAUUCUUAUAAAUGAUUAUAAUUAUAAUAUAAGAAAAGCCUAAUUUGUACCUUGAUUAUAUUUAGAUAUUAUUACCAACAAUAUCAACCUUUUUAUUGAUUUAUUAGAUCUAAAUUUAGAAACAAUUAAUCUAUGGAUUAUAUUAUUCAAUAAUCUUGAUGGUAAAUAUUAUUACUUUGACUAUAAGUUUUUAGUGUUUAUUUGAACUGAUUUGCCCUUAAUAUCAAUUUAAAUCAUUAUGGAUUCUUUUAUCAAUCUUACCUUAUAAGAUAUUUGUUUAUAAUAUUAAAAGAGAAUUAAUUUUUAAUUUCAUCAAUUUUUACUCAUGUAACAUUAAAAAUUGUAAUCAUGUUUUAUUUUAAAUAAUUUAUAAUAUUAGUUAAGGCAAGCAUACUUUUCAAUCAGAUAUGGUAUUUUUAAUGUUUCUUUAGAAACAUACAGCAAUAUGUAAAGAUUCUAAAUGUAAGUGCAGAUUUAGACUUUAAGAGAAAUAAUUUCAAACUUUAUCAUAUGAAAUAUUCUUUAAGGAACUUUUAUAAAAAUAUUAACAACAAUUAUCAUAAAGAAAUGUUUCAGAAUCAUUAAUAUUCAGUUAUUUAUAAUUACUAUUUUUUUAAAAGAAAUACCUUCUCAUUUAUUAUUAUUUCAGAAUAAUUUUUCAUAAAACUACUAAAUAAUAAUAAAAUCUAAACAUAGAUUCUUAAAUCAAGAAAUCUACUAUUCAAAUCAAUUCAUUAAACAAACUUUUUAUUUUAAAAGUUGCUUAAGACCUUUAAAGACUUGAUAUAUAAUAGUAGUUCUAAAAUUAAAAAUCAUCCUUAAAAGUUGAAUCCUUACAGAAUCACCUUUGUAUUUAAGAAUAUUUAAGAACAACAAAAUAAAAUGAAUUUAUUAAAGAAAUAUUAUUAAAGAUAAUAUAAAUAAAAAUUGAUUAUUUUGAAUGUUUAAAUUUAUAAAAUAUAUAAAAAAACUUAGAGCAACUUGCAUUAAAAUCAAUAUCAACAUAAAUAGAAGGAUUACAAAUACUCAAAGCUUCAUUAUCAUCAAGUUAAAGUAAAUAUUAUAAUUAAUUAAAGCUCAAAGAUAUUCAAAUAUUUUAAGGUUUUAUUAUAUGGAAAUAUUAAAUGACUUGAUUUCUGCACAAUCAAUUAUUUCACCUCAAAAUACUGAAGAUGAAUAUGUAAUAAAAACUAUUGAUUCCAAUUCUUUUAAUUAGUUUUCUUUUAUGAAUGUAGUAAUUUAAGAUUUAGAUAACAUUUAGAUUACCAAACAUAAAUAUCAUUAAUCUGAUUAACCAAAGGAAUUAAUUUAAUUAAGUUUUGAUUAAAUGAUACCAAAUUAUAUAAAAUUAAUUCAUAAAAAGUUAAUCGAGAAAUUUAUAUCAGGCAUGGAAAAUAAAUAUUUUUAAUAAAUUAAUUAAGCUUACAUUGAAUAUUAAUCAGGUCUUUGUAGAAAAAUAGAUUUAAUCAUGGAUUUAAGCCAAUUAAAUUUACAAUCAAUUGAAAUAAUUUUAUUCUUCUAAAACAAAAAUGAAAGUACUCAUAGUAUCUUUUUAGAUGAGAAUUAAUAAAUUAUUAAUAUAGAAGAAGAACUAUUUUGUCAUAUAUUAGAUAUUGAUAUAAUAUUUUUUAAUUAGGUAUAUGGAAUGAAUAUCAGUGUAUUUUUUUUAAAUUUCUCCUCUAUUAAAUUUAAUGAAAAACAUUUCUCCAUUUUUUUUCAUUUUUUUGAUUCAAAAAAGUUGAACUUGUUAAGUUAAAGAAAUAUUGAUUAUUCAAAAUUUCCAUAGAUGGAUAUGAUAUUAUAUAAAUGUGAUCUUGAAAUUAUAUAGAGAUAAAUUAUGUAGGGAACAAUUUUUUAUUAACUUAUUUUAUCAAAUGUUAAAAAAGUUAAUAACACUGGUAUGGAUAUCAUAUAAAAUAAAUAAAAGUAAAAUGAUUGCCUUAUAUUUGAUGAAUCCAUUAUUAUUGAAAAACCUUUAAAUUUUGAUUAACAAUUUAAUCACUAUAAUUUAAUUAGUUAUUAGAAUAAUAAUAAGUCAGAUAUUAUAUCAUAAGUUGAUGUUAUUAACAAUUUUUAAUAAAAUGAUAUCUUAUUUACUCCAAAGAUUGAGGAGGAGCAUUGCAUUCUAAGUCAAGAGGGAGAUAAAAAAACAGUCUUAAAAUGUAAUGAUGUUAAAUAACACUUUGAGCCUGCUUCAUUACAAUCCUCUUUAUCAUCUAUUCAAAAAUCACAAUAUUAUCGACAAUUUUCAUUGGUUUAUAGUUUAUCCACUUGUAAGAGACUACCAAAAAUUUUUCUGAGAAAAACAAUUUAGAGAUUGUUAUUUAUAAUAAUUUCAAUUAUAGGAUUUAUGUUGGUAAAAAAAUUUAUUUAAUUUUUAGUAUUUUUAAGUUGUUAGCAAUUUUGAUCAAAUUUUAAAUGAUUUUAAAUUACUUAGUUUUAAAAACAAUAUCUUUUAACCAAUAUCAACUUUCACUCUAAUAAGAUUUUCAAUAAUUAAUUAUAAUAUUGAAUUAUAUUAUAAUUUAGUUACAAAAUAAUAGUUUGAAGAAUAUUUAGUAUACCCUAACUCUAAAAUUUUAGGAAGCUAUGAUAAAUUAAAAUCAGAAAUUACAAAAUUUUUAGAACAAUAAUUAUUUUUCAGUCACUAUUCAAAAUUAUUAUUGUAAUUGGAAUUCUAAGAGUAUGAAAGUUAUGGAAGUUUAUAAGAAUUAAAUUUAAGAAAUAGUCUAAUCACUUUACUAAAUUAUUAAUAUGAUUCCUAAGUUGUUUAUAGUAAUGGAGGAACAGCUGAUUAAAGAAGUCCUUAUUUUUAUUAUUAAUAUAAAAACUUUAACUUACUUUUAAACGCAUUUUCAUAUGUAGAUAAAUAAGCCUUACUUUCUUUAAUAUUAGACUCUUAGUAUUAUUAAACCUAAAUAUUAAAUAUUAUGAUUUAUACUCUACUUUCAAUGAGUAUUAUGCUAUUAUUGAUUUCAAUGUCUCAUUAUUCUUAUUGUUUAUAGAAAGAAGCUUUAAAAUUAUUAUUAUUUAAUUAGGAACAUAAUUAUAUUAUAUCAGAUAUUUAGAGGUUAUAAAAUCUUAAAGAAUUAGUAAUAAGAGACUACAAUUAAAUAUUACAUUAUAAAUUUAAUUUUUAAGAGAAAGACUCUCACUUCAAAAAUAUAAAAUUGUUAAUUUCAAAAUCAAAUUAAAAAAAGAAAAAAAUAGUAUUGCCUAUUGAUUUCUUUAAUUUAAAAACAUAUUUGCUUAUUAUAUCACAUUUUUUAAUUCUAAUAGCAAUAUAUGUAGGAUUAUAUAUAUCAUUGUCACAGACAUAUAUUUUAAUAAGGAAUGCUGCUCAAUAUUAUUAAUAACUUACUAGAUUGAAUAUCAAUAUACUAGUCAUGUAUUCAUCAAGAGAAGUCUUGUAUUAUAAACAAAACUUUACAUUUCUUACUCAAAAGGAUAUAGAUUAAUAUUAUGAGAAUUGUAAAUAAGGAAUAAGUGAGUUGGAAGAUUAUGUUGCAAAUUUAUGGAAUUAUUAAUAAGAUUCUUAUAUUAUUGAUAACAAUUUUAAUUAACUUAUCAAUAAGUUUAAUGAAGGAAAUCUUUGUAAUUAAUUAGAGGUAUAUAUUUUUAAUAAUUAUUUUAGGUGAUAGAUUAAACCUUGACAAUAUGUAAUAACACACUUUUUGGUAUUCUAUAAAAAGGAUUAACAUCAACUAUUAUAGAUAUUAAAAAUUCUUUUAAAUAAGAAUUUGAAUAAAAAAAUUUUACUAAUAGAAGUUCAUUUCCAAUAUAAGAAUUAGAAGGCAUCACUAUUGUUAGUUAAGCAUUAUAAUAUUUAAUAGAAAGUUUUUAUGAUCUUUUGUAAGAUAAAAUUUUGAAUUAAUAAUUUUAAUAUAAUGUAAAUAUUCAACAUAUUAUUAAUAGAUAUUUAUUAUAAUUUGUUUGGUUUUUUGUGUAAUAUAUGGAUUAGUAUUACUAAACUUUACUUUAAAAUUUGAAUAUAAAAAAUCUGAAGUAUUAUUGA